GGAACUAUAAACACGUCCAAUUGUUUCCACCCGUAAGGAUUUAUUGGUCGAAAUAUUUGAGCUUUUUACGAACCAGGAAACCAAACUUUAAUCUGUACAUUUUUUAUCUAAUUAGUCAACUUAAGGAUAUUCAAAUAACGCUAUUAACUCAAACUGUGACAGUUACUUAUCCAAAGGUGAGAUGGCAGCAUCGGGGUUGGACGAUUUGAAUUUUACAAUGAAAGAGAUAACCGGCACGCGCCAGUCUGUCUCGGGCAGCACAAGUGAUGAGACGUUCACUGCCAGUGUUGUGCCUGAGAGUUCGUCGACUCUUUCCCUAUCAGAGGACAAUAAACUCGUCUGUGUGGAAUAUCCAGGUAUUAUCUCCAAUGUGGACAAGAUGCUGGAAAGUAUUGGGGGUAUACAAGGGAUGUCCAAGACCUAUGCUGACCCCAGCAGACGGUUGGAACUUCGCUUUCGUCCCCAGGACCCGUUCUGUCACCCUGUCUGUGGAAACCGUUACCCCUCCACCAACCUGCUGCUGCGCAUGAAAAGGAGGGUGCGUAAAGGCAACCCCAAGGAAGCCCAAAUCAACAUGGACAUCCUGGGUGUCAUCGGGACGACAUACAAAUUCCAAGGGAUGGCAGACUUCCAGUAUCUUGCAGUGCAUUCAGAAAAGGACGGCUCACACACAUCCCUCUACGAUAAGAUCAUCUUGCGUAAACCAGAGAAUAAUGAGUUCUUUGAGCAGCCUGUGCCCCUCUUCCUUCCUCCACCCAUCUUCUCUCGCCUGGACAGUGCUGUGGACUAUAACUACCGACCUGAAAUCCAACACAAAGAAGGCCAUUGUCCCCCAACAGUCUCCAGGGAUAAUCUGAUUGGUUUGAGUCGAGCCCGCCGGCCUCAUAAUGCCAUCUUCCUCACUUUUAACGACCAGAACAUCCCCACGGAGCCGCUGGAGGCUGCCAAGGUCAACUGGAAGAGAGUGUGUGUUCACCCCAGUGACAUAAAGGCAGAGGAACAACUGAAGGAGAUGUUUGAGAGCCGGCCCAUCUGGUCCGGGUACGCGGUCAAGGCCAACCUGGACCUACACCCUGAUAAACUGAAGCUGCUGCUCCCUAUCGUGGCCUACUAUAUGGUGACAGGGCCUUGGAGGAGCCUCUGGGUGAGAUUUGGCUACGACCCUUGCAAGACACCAGAGGCCAAGAAAUACCAGGUGCUGGACUUCAGGAUCCGCUGCAGUACCAAGCACGGAUAUACUAUAAAUGACAUGCCAGUGAAGGCCAAGAGGAGCACUUUCAACUAUACCCUGCCAAUCACACUUAACAAAACAGUGCCCCAGGCUGCUAAUGUGACAGAUUUACCCCCUGAGGGCCCUGCUAGUGGGCGUAGUGCUAAUAUAACCAGGUACCAGCUCAAGGAUUCCUCAUACAUAUUCCGAGAUGGGACCCUGCCCCCCCACAGGCAGAUGUUCUACCAGCUCUGUGAUCUGGAUGUGGAGAGCAUAAGGAACGUGAUCAGUCGGAACGAUGGCCAGGAGGAGGAGUGUGACGAGAGGGAUGGCUGGUGUCUGUCCCACACCUCUGAUGACCUCCGAGAUAUCAUGUCCUCCAUGAUCAAGCAGGUUAUCCGUGCCAAGAGGCCAGCUCCAUACUCUUCUGGACCUGAGAGUUCUACUACCAGGCGAAAGACCCCAGAAAGUGGAGAGGAUGAUGAAGAGGAGAAUGAGGAAGAUGAGUUUCAUCCCUCAGAGGGGAGUGACAAUGAGAUGCAGACAGAGAUGCUGGAUUAUAUGUGAGGAAGGACACGGUCUAUUCCUGCCCUGACAAAUGGAUUGGAAUUGUACAAACUUGCUUCAUUCACUAUACAAACAUUUUUGUGUAUUUGCAAAUUAGUGUGAAUAAAUAUGUUUAAAUUAA
This is a messenger RNA of Salmo salar (Atlantic salmon), 1898 nucleotides long. RefSeq names its product general transcription factor IIIC, polypeptide 5 (gene gtf3c5). Gene Ontology annotation, molecular function: RNA polymerase III type 1 promoter sequence-specific DNA binding; RNA polymerase III type 2 promoter sequence-specific DNA binding. The record is from RefSeq and is a predicted model, not a curated record. Lineage: Eukaryota; Metazoa; Chordata; Actinopteri; Salmoniformes; Salmonidae. Gene Ontology annotation, biological process: transcription initiation at RNA polymerase III promoter. Gene Ontology annotation, cellular component: transcription factor TFIIIC complex.